GUUUGCCAAGGGCUCUGGCCGGGGUAUUCCAUCCCAGAUUGUGGUCCCUGUAACGGAAAAGUGGGUGGUGAGGGGAUGCAGGACUCUGCCCGGUUUGUACAGGACAUCCCUGUCCCUGGAGAAAAUGGACAUUCAGGUUGAAAGCUGAGAAGCCCGUCAAGGGCUAAACAGAAAACAAGCGACUCCAAAAAAGUAGCCAGAAGCACGAUGCUGAGUGAAGGCAGCCUUUUAAGUCACCCAGGCAGCCGGCAGACUGAGGGGCUGUGGAGUUGGGGGAGAUGAAAACCACAACACCCCCUUGAGAGAGUCGAGAACAUGCGUUGAUAAACCAUGAUGCAGCCGGCCUGCAUGUCCCUUUAAGAGUUUGGUUGGCUCUGUGCCAUCUCUGUGCCCGUCCCUCCUCUCUGUGAUACGUAGCUCUAGCCUAGUCUCCUCGCAUGCUGCUGUCUGUGUUUUCCUUCUCUACCUCAGCUGCUCCCAUCCCAGGCAGGAUGGCCUCUCAAGGCCCCCGGAAGCUGGAGGAGAAGCUGGUCUGCUCCAUCUGCCUGGAGAUGUUUGGGACAGCGGUGACCAUGCCCUGUGGGCACAACUUCUGCAUGAAGUGUAUCAACAACCACUGGGACAAGGAAGAGAAGGAGGCUCCGCCAGGCGAGAAGGACUACACCUGUCCCGACUGCAGGAAACGCUUCAAGAAGCGGCUGGAACUCAGGAAGAAUGUCGCCCUUUGCAGCGUGGUGGAGCUGGUCAGGUCUGGAGAAGUGCAGGCCUCCAGCGCCGAGAGGAAAACCCCCACCAAUGGAAGGAGGUGCUGCUCCAGGCAUGGGCGGCCCCUGGAGCUAUACUGCCAAGAGGACAAGAUGUGCAUCUGCUGCGUGUGCACGGUGAAGGAGUGCCGGGACCACCACAGGGUCCUGUUUGAGGAGGAGCGAAAGAGAAAGGAGGUCCUUUUAGAAGAGUCUCUGGCGAAAACCCAGGAGGAGACAGUAAAGACCGAAGAGGAGAUCCACAAACUGGAGGAACAAACUGGCACCAUAAAGGAUUCUUCAGAGAGGCUGAAAUCGGGGAUUUUGCAGAAGUUUGCCCACCUGAUGAAAGAGCUGGAGGAGUGCCAGAGGGGGGCCGUGGACAAGAUUGAGCAAGAGCAAGCCACUGCCCUAGGGCAAGUGGAGGAGAACUGGAGCCAGCUGCAGGAUCAUCUGGCCAUGCUCACCCAGCACCAGCAAAAGGCCCAGGAGCUGCUCACCUGGGUGGACGACAUGAAAUUCCUAGAGGAAUUCCUGCUGCUCCCUUCUCCAGGCAGCCUGGGAGUUUUGCCAGCUGUUGAAUUCAAUGUGGCCAGCACGGUGGAUUCCACUGCUAAGAUCCUCACCGAGGUCUCUAGACUUUUGCUGGAGGAUUUGCCCAACUCCCUGAACCCAAAGGCGGCUGAUGCUGAACCCAAAGAGUCAACCAAGCCAAAGGCGCUUGCUGUGAUGAAGGCAGGACCAGCCCUUCCCGAGUGUGAAUUAAGAGUGGAGCUUCUGAAGGAUCAUCGAAAUUUGACCUUUGACCCGGACACAGCCAAUAGGUACCUGCAGCUGUCCAAUCAGAACCAAAAGGCCAAGCACACCCAUUCUCCUGAUGGCCUUUGUCAGGAUCAUGCCGACAGGUUUGAGGUGUGGCAGGUUCUGUGCAGCCAAAGCUAUAGCCAAGGCCGCCACUACUGGGAAGUCAGGAUCUCCAGCCACUCCGUCAUCCUAGGUGUAACAUACAAGAAAAUCCAGAGGAAGAAGCGAGCGGGUCGCUCCUUCAGCAUCGGACUGGAUGGACUGUCCUGGGGGCUGCAGAUCCGGGAGGACUGCUACUUGGCAUGGCACGAGGGCCGGUCGCAUAAGAUCCGGGCGCCCUUGUACAAAUGCCUCGGAGUCAGCCUGGACUAUGGCACAGGCAUCCUGUCGUUCUAUGGCAUCGGGGACGAGAUGAGGCUCCUCCACUCUUUCCAUUGUGUCUUCACUGAGCCCCUCUACCCAGUCUUCUGGCUCUGCGAAGGCAGAGCCGUCACCCUUUGCCAACAGAACUGAGCCAGCGGCUGGGCUGCAGAAGCCAAGCCACAGCCAGCGGGGCGUAUCCCACCUUGCAGCCAGCUGCCUGGCUUUAUUCGGGGGGCAGCGACUAAAGCUGCAGCCAGGACCGGAGGGGUCACAAUGCAGUUGGUUCGCAGGGCCCAGGCGAUGGGGUUGCAAUGAGUUAAACACGGGCAGAUGAGGCAGGGACCCUGAAAAGCAAAGAAACGGGGCUGGAAUGAAAAUUGUCUAAGUCGUUCAGCCAUAUGUAAAUUAGAGUUAGGUGGCGGGAGACCUGCUUCCUUACCUGUCACAAAGCUCCCCUGCUGGAAGAGGU
This is a messenger RNA of Mauremys reevesii (Reeves's turtle), 2379 nucleotides long. It is a transcript of the gene TRIM65, whose product is annotated as tripartite motif containing 65. The record is from RefSeq and is a predicted model, not a curated record. Gene Ontology annotation, molecular function: protein binding; zinc ion binding. The transcript has 6 exons. Lineage: Eukaryota; Metazoa; Chordata; Testudines; Geoemydidae. The coding region runs from base 438 to 2060 and encodes 540 amino acids. Gene Ontology annotation, biological process: positive regulation of autophagy.